CUUCUUCCUUGUAAUGAGAGCUGUGCGGUGGUUUGUGAGUGAGAGGAUGGCGGAGAGGUGCUGAGCAAAGCUGUCGCCUGUGUGUAGCGAUCCCAGUCUUCGUUCCUCGUUCUCCCAGUGAAGAUCUGAGUGAGAUCAGCAUUUAACCAGCAAUCAUGACUGAGUUUUGGUUGAUCUCUGCUCCGGGGGAAAAAACCUGCCAGCAGACCUGGGAGAAACUGAUGGCAGCUACAACCAAGAACAAUAACUUGUCGACCAACUCCAAAUUUAACAUACCCGACCUCAAGGUUGGCACCCUUGAUGUUCUAGUAGGAUUAUCCGAUGAACUGGCUAAGCUUGACACAUUUGUGGAAGGAACGGUGAAGAAGGUGGCACAGUACAUGGCUGAUGUGUUAGAGGACAGCAGAGACAAGGUGCAAGAAAACCUGCUGGCCAGUGGAGUGGACCUAGUCACAUAUGUCACAAGAUUCCAGUGGGACAUGGCAAAGUACCCAAUUAAGCAGUCGCUGAAGAACAUUUCUGAAAUAAUCGCUAAAGGUGUUACACAGAUUGACAAUGAUCUGAAAUCACGGGCUUCUGCUUAUAACAAUCUGAAAGGCAAUCUCCAAAAUCUGGAACGAAAAAACGCUGGAAGUUUAAUCACCAGAAGCCUGGCAGAGAUUGUGAAGAAAGAUGACUUUGUGCUGGAUUCCGAAUACCUGAUCACACUUCUGGUGGUUGUACCCAAACUUGGUUACACUGACUGGGUUAAGCAGUAUGAAACUCUAGCUGAGAUGGUCGUCCCUCGUUCCAGCAGCGUGUUAUCAGAAGACCAGGACAGCUACCUGUGUAAUGUCACUCUGUUCAGGAAAGCAGUGGACGACUUCCGACACAAAGCCAGGGAGAAUAAGUUUGUUGUCCGUGAUUUCCAGUACAAUGAAGAGGAGAUGAAGGCCGACAAGGAGGAAAUGAAUAGACUAUCCACUGAUAAGAAGAAGCAAUUUGGUCCUCUGGUACGAUGGCUCAAAGUGAAUUUUAGUGAAGCUUUCAUUGCAUGGAUUCAUGUGAAGGCUCUCCGGGUCUUUGUGGAGUCUGUGUUAAGAUAUGGAUUACCUGUAAACUUCCAAGCCAUGCUCCUCCAGCCCAAUAAGAAGACUAUGAAGAAACUGAGGGAAGUCUUGUAUGACUUGUACAAGCACCUGGACAGCAGUGCGGCCUCCAUCAUUGACGCUCCCAUGGACAUCCCUGGAUUAAACCUGAGCCAGCAAGAAUACUACCCCUAUGUCUACUACAAGAUUGACUGCAAUUUGCUGGAAUUUAAGUAGAACAAACUGUGUGAUUGUGUUAUUGGAGCAGAAAUGAGUUUGAAGUACAGUGAUACACUUCCUCCUUAACCCUGUGCUUGCUUCUCAUGUAGGGUUGCCACCUCAUCCCUUUAAACCUGAACACAUAUGAAUUACACAGGUUCUGAGGCUAAUUUAUUGCAGAUAAGGUACCAAGUGAGUUUAAUUACCACCUUAAUCAGCCACAGAACCUGUGUAAUUCAUAUGCGUUCGGUUUUCAAGGGAUAAGGUGGAGACCCUAUUCUCAUGUCUCUAACCAAGGUGACCCCCCUCCUCUCUUCCUUAGUCAACCUGACCCCUUGUUUUUCUUUUUAAAAUCAAAUGUUCCGUAGAUAUUGUUGCUUUUAAUCAAUAAGAUAUUUAAAUGUCCACUGAGCAAAUAAGAGUCUAUUUAUAAAGAGAUUUAUUUAAACCUGAAGAUGCUGAGAUGCCACGAGACACAAAAGGGUUCUCUAAAAUAUCAUUCCUCAUUCGUAUGGUGGUCAGCCUUCAUCCCUCUCACUGCUCGUACGUAGAUCCUGUUUACAAGGGACUUUGGUGUAAUUGUUUAUACCAUUCCAUUCACUGCAUUUAGUUCAUAUCAGGGUGUUUAUAUGUGGAGUCGUGAUGUAAAGUGUAUGUAAUAUUUAAUGUAUGUGCUUUCUGUAUAUUUGUUAAAGAUCUCUAGAGCACUGUCAUCACAAACAGGAAUAAUAAACAGACCUGUAAAAACAA
Rana temporaria (common frog) is the source of this 2036-nucleotide messenger RNA. RefSeq names its product ATPase H+ transporting V1 subunit C1 (gene ATP6V1C1). Gene Ontology annotation, cellular component: vacuolar proton-transporting V-type ATPase, V1 domain; lysosomal membrane. Gene Ontology annotation, biological process: proton transmembrane transport. The coding region runs from base 156 to 1304 and encodes 382 amino acids. NCBI's taxonomy places the organism in Eukaryota, Metazoa, Chordata, Amphibia, Anura, Ranidae. Gene Ontology annotation, molecular function: proton-transporting ATPase activity, rotational mechanism. The record is from RefSeq and is a predicted model, not a curated record. The transcript has 13 exons.